This is a messenger RNA of Homalodisca vitripennis (glassy-winged sharpshooter), 804 nucleotides long. RefSeq names its product piggyBac transposable element-derived protein 1-like. The coding region runs from base 1 to 804 and encodes 267 amino acids. The transcript has 3 exons. Gene Ontology annotation, molecular function: sequence-specific DNA binding. NCBI's taxonomy places the organism in Eukaryota, Metazoa, Arthropoda, Insecta, Hemiptera, Cicadellidae. The record is from RefSeq and is a predicted model, not a curated record.
AUGUCAAAUUUGCAUGUUUGUGAUAAUGACAACCUCAAUGCUGAUGACAAGUAUGCAAAAGUACGUCCAUUGUUUGAUGCAUUGAACAAAACAUUUUUUGAUUACGCACCACAUGAGGAACACCACUCAGUUGAUGAGUCUAUGGUCCCAUAUUUUGGGAGGCAUGGUUUGAAACAAUUCAUCAGAAACAAACCUAUUCGCUAUGGUUACAAAAUUUGGGUUGGUGCUACACCCAAUGGCUAUGUAGUUUGGAAAGACCCCUACCAAGGGAGCAGCCACACCUUGGACCCUCAGUAUGAACACUUGGGCCUUGGUGCCAGUGUUGUUUUGCAGUACUGUGAUGUUCUGAAGAAGAAUGGUGAUUUCCCGUACUUCUUGUAUUUUGAUAAUUUUUUUUCUGGUCUACCUUUGUUUGAGAAACUGUCCCAAAAGAAUAUAAGAGCUAUUGGUACGGUAAAACGCUUUUCACUUAAAGCCAAGAAACAUGCUUUCAUCCCUCAACCAAACCUCAUACACCAGUACAACAAAAAAAUGGGCGGAGUGGACCGGUGCGAUCAAAAUAUGAGCCUGUACCGAAUCCAAAUCAGAGGUAAGAAGUGGUAUUUCCCUCUGAUCUGUGACUGCAUUGACAGUGCAGAACAAAAUGCCUGGCAACUUCACCGCCAUGCGGGAGGGAACCUUGACCACUUGUCUUUCAGACGCAGACUUGCCUGUAACCUGCUAGAAACAUUUGGUAAAGGGAAAAGCAAACGAGAUGUGGGCAUUGCCAUGCCAAGUGCACUACCAGAUGCCAAAAGUGUGUGA